AUGGAGGGAAUGGUGGAAAUCAACCAUGAUACCGCAAGUGUCAUAGAGGACAAUAUACCAUGCAAAAUUGAAGAGGGUCUCUACUUGGGUUCUCUUGGAGCUGCGAGUAACAAGAGUGCUUUGAAAAGCUUGAAUAUCACACACAUAUUGACAGUGGCCAACUCCCUGCCCCCUGUUCACGCAAAUGACUUUGUCUACAAGAUAGUUGAUAUACCAGACAGAGAAGACGUAAAGAUUUCGCAAUAUUUUGAUGAUUGUUUUGAAUUCAUUGACGAUGCUAAGAAGAAAGGUGGUGGUGUUUUGGUUCAUUGCUUUGUGGGAAGAUCGCGGAGCGUAACUAUAGUCGUUGCUUAUUUAAUGAAAAAGCAUGGUAUGAGCCUAUCUCAAGCAUUGGAUCACGUCAGAAGUAAAAGACCGGUGGCAUCUCCUAAUAAGGGUUUCAUGUCGCAACUGAUGGAUUUCGAGAAAACACUUAAAGGAUCUCAGUCUGCAAAUGAAGGGUAG
Oldenlandia corymbosa var. corymbosa is the source of this 504-nucleotide messenger RNA. Lineage: Eukaryota; Viridiplantae; Streptophyta; Magnoliopsida; Gentianales; Rubiaceae. The record is from the annotation of a GenBank genome assembly.